GUUUGCCACGAAUUGGAGCUGACUGGACUCUACGGCAACUAACAACAAGGUAGGUAGGGCAGGUAAUUAAUUCAGCUAAUUUCCGGAUGUAAUUAAUUAAAGAAUGUACAUUGUGUGCCAGGUCUUGUCCUUGGUGAUGGAAAUAGAGACACCAGAGAAGGUGACAAGGAGACAAACCAGUAAAGUCAGUUACAUUAGGGGGCAGACUCGAGAAAAUAUACAGAAGAAAUUUGAAAAAAGAAACUUUUUUUUUAUUUUAAAAUUACACGCUACAGAAAAGAUGCAAAGUACAGAAACGCACAAAAAGAUUACAAUCCCACCACCCAGAGGAAACCAGGCUAACAAUCCGAUGUAUCUUCUCAAACUUGGUAUUUUUUUUAAAGGCGGACGUCCUCUUCUGUUUUGUAAAAGAACUGUUGAAUUCUUACUGGAAGCGGCGCGCCGCUCGAGGGAAGCUUUCCAGACGGCGGUUUGGGAGCCGCGAUUUAAGGGUGCCGUAAUUCAAUGGGUGAAGACCAUGAUCUCCCCUUUACAGAGCAGGAGGUCGAUCCUCAGAGGAGUGACGUCACUUCUCUGUAGGUUCUGCGAGAAAGAAGCUAGGAGGGUCCAGAUCCGCGGCAACCCCAGCUUCAGCAACCUACCAGGUACCACGAGCGAGGUGGGGGCUAAGUGGGGCUCGUGAUCUGCCGGAGGCGUGGCCUUAGGGCGCGACGUCACAUUCCCUCUGUCUGGCGGCCCAUUGGUUCUCUGUGACCGCCCUUUUCCGGGGGAGGGAAACUAGUUGCAGAACCGGAAGUGAUGCAGCCCUGGGUUAUAGAGAGAGUGGCGGCGUUUAAAGCUGAGAGAUUUGGUGCUAUUGGAGCCGGCUAGCUUUUCCAUUCAGGCUCCAGUCCGAGCUAGGAGAAGACCCCCAGGAUCCUGGUAGCCAGUGGCAGGGAAUUGAGUUGGAUUGCCAAGAAUCUGGCGCUCGUAGAAAUAACCGAGCCACAGAGGACUGUCCCUGGGGCGGAGCCCGCUGCCCAUGGCCACGCCCCCGGGUGCUGGUCCCGCCUCUCUUCGUUUAGCGGCUGCAGCCAGCUGGCAAGUCGUGCGCGGACGCCGUGUGGAGCUAUUUCCGCGAGUACUGGAGUUUAUGCAGUCCCUGCGUUUUGCUGCACCUGGCUUGGUUCGCUACCGGCACCAUGAACGCCUGUGUAUGGGCCUAAAGGCCAAGGUGGUAGUGGAGUUGAUCCUGCAGGCCCGGCCUUGGGCCCAGGUCCUGAAUGCCCUGAAUCACCACUUCCCAGAGUCUGGACAUCUAGUGCGGAACCCCAAAGCUACAAAGCAGGAUUUGAUGAAGAUCUUGGAGUCACAGGAAACCUUUCGCCAGCAGGUUAAGCAGCUGGCAGAGGCCCCUGUGGAUUUGGCUUCGAAGCUGCAGGAACUUGAACAAGAGUAUGGGGAACCCUUUUUGGCUGCCAUGGAAAAGCUGUUUUUCGAAUACUUGUGUCGGCUGGAAAAAGCACUGCCUGCACUACAGGCACAACAGCUUCAGGAUAUGCUGAGUUGGAUGCAGCCUGGAGUUUCUAUCACCUCUUCUUUUGCCUUGAGCCAGUAUGGUGUGGACAUGGGGUGGACACUUCCAGAGUGCUCUAUUACAGAUUCAGUGACUAUGACACAGCCCAUGGAGCCGAAUCCUCCUCAGCAACCAAGACUAGCACUCGGCAGUUCUCUACCAAACACCAAGCAUAGCCCACACUUUCCUCAGGAACCAGCCUCAAGGACACACCCAGAACCGUUGACUGGCCAUCAUUUCAAUCUGGCCCCUAUAGGCCGGCGAAGAAUCCAAUCUCGAUGGGCAUCCACUAGAGGAGGCCAUAAGGAGCGCCCCACAGUCAUGUUGUUCCCCUUUAGGAAUCUGGGCUCAUCAGCCCAGGUCAUAUCUAAGCCUGAGAACAGAAGGCAACAUUGGACACACACAGCAGAUCCAGCAUGUGCUGUGGGCACAAGGACAGCCUCCGCUGGAAAGCCCAAGUGUCCAUCCCAACACCUAGGGGGAAGGGCUCUAAAGGAGAACCCAGUUGGCUCAUCUGCCUCAGAGCAAAAGGAGAAUUGCCUGGAUUGUGCCCUGGAUCCCCUAAAACUGUCAUUAUCUCCUCCUAGAACCAGGAAGCCAGCUAGUUCUCCAUCUCUGUGCAGCCCCAUCAUUACCAUAGGGGACUUGGUUUUGGACUCUGAUGAUGAAGAGAAUGGCCAGAGGGAAGGGAAGGAGUCUCUGGGAAACUAUCAGAAGACGAAGUUUGACACCCUGAUCCCCACCUUCUGUGAAUACCUGCCCCCUUCUGGCCCCAGUGCCAUCCCUGUCCCUUCCCAUGACCAUACAGACAGUUCCAGACCCUGAAAAUAGGACCACAAUGCCAUCUGUACUCUCUCUCCUUCCUCCUCAGCCAUACAAGCAGUUUAGUGGGAAUGAAGUGGAAGUCCAGGAUUGGGUUGCCUGACUACAUUGCUAAACUUCUUUGUGAUGCUUGGUAAUUAAACUCUGGAUUUGUUAAAACAUUGUCUUGAUGUGAGGGAGAGGAAUUAGGGCUUCCAAAAGGUCAUUGUAGGUCAUUCCUUAGAAACAGGGCUGGAAGAAUCCCUUUGCCUUUUUACCUCCCUUGGAAAAUGUUCACAUGUGCCCAGAAGGGCUACCAGGGUUGACAGUCUGGAAGAGAAAUGUCCUUUUGCUAUUCUGAAAACCUUUAUGUCAGAAUAAACUUUGUAAAUUCUCAUGCUGCCAUGUUAUCUGGGGAUGGUAGCACUAGAACGGAGAUACUCAUGCGAAAAAUGCAUACUGUCCUUCACCCGACUAGGCAGAUGGGUCAGUGCCAACCCUACCUCCCCUUGCCCUGGAGCAGCACCAGAUGCCAACCUUGUGCCAAAAGCCCUAGCAUCUCUUUACUGGGCUCUCUGUUUACUGGGCUAUUUCAAAUAUGUAAACACAGCUUCUGAACUUUAAAUUUUAGAUAGUCAAAGGUCUCGUUUAAUGAAGCUGAUUAACAAAACAUGAUUCUAAAUAUCCUGCCUCUUCCAGACCAAGGUCAUAUAAAACACUGUUAUGAAUCAGCCUCUUUUCCUUCUAAUAAUCUUCAGGAUGUUAGGUCCCCAGAUUCCCAGUUGAUUAUUUUACUUUAUUUUCUCAGACUGUCUUCCUUGCUCCCUCCCCAGUGAGCCUCUUGGUAUUUUGUGUGUAGAUCGAGUAGUGCAGA
This is a messenger RNA of Trichechus manatus latirostris (Florida manatee), 3230 nucleotides long. It is a transcript of the gene TINF2, whose product is annotated as TERF1 interacting nuclear factor 2. The transcript is spliced from 9 exons. Gene Ontology annotation, cellular component: shelterin complex. Gene Ontology annotation, molecular function: telomeric repeat DNA binding. The record is from RefSeq and is a predicted model, not a curated record. Lineage: Eukaryota; Metazoa; Chordata; Mammalia; Sirenia; Trichechidae. Gene Ontology annotation, biological process: regulation of telomere maintenance via telomere lengthening; telomere capping. Bases 1022 to 2380 code for a protein of 452 amino acids.